AGUACGUGUGUUGAGGUUAGUAGAUUGAUAUUGAACGUCGUGUAUUCCACCCAUCCAUCGUCUGCUCAGAUUUUCGAAUACUUCGAUUCUCUUGAAGUCAAGGAAGGUUUGCAACAUGUUUCGACAUCUUUUGAGGCCUGUUCGUCAAAUUACUCGUCCAGGUACUCGGUCGAUGCAAAUUCCUAAUGAUGUGAGACCACCACAUAUGGAUGAAUUGCUGGUACCACAAGGUUGUUGGAAGACAGCGUAUGAGAAAAAUCAGAGGAGAUAUAACAUGCACUUAGCUGCUGGUGUUAUUGGACUCAUUGGUACUAUUGCAAUAGGUAGAACCACUGGAUGGCUCUGGCUGAAUUAUUCGGCACCAGUUCCAAAAUAAUGAUUCGUAUUAUUUUUUAAAAAAUACAGUAGAUGUAUGUAUAAGAUGUUGUAGAACAUGGCGAAUACUGUAACUUGUAAUUAUUCAAUUUGAAUGAAUAAUAUAAUACUUUAUUCACAAUAAAUAAAUUUAUUAAUAUAAA
Molecule: messenger RNA, 518 nt
Organism: Megalopta genalis
Lineage: Eukaryota; Metazoa; Arthropoda; Insecta; Hymenoptera; Halictidae
Gene: COX7B
Product: Cytochrome c oxidase subunit 7B
Source: RefSeq, a predicted model, not a curated record